Molecule: messenger RNA, 330 nt
Organism: Bathycoccus prasinos
Lineage: Eukaryota; Viridiplantae; Chlorophyta; Mamiellophyceae; Mamiellales; Bathycoccaceae
Product: 40S ribosomal protein S26
Exons: 2
Coding region: 1-330 (109 amino acids)
Biological process (GO): translation
Cellular component (GO): ribosome; cytosolic small ribosomal subunit
Molecular function (GO): structural constituent of ribosome; mRNA binding
Source: RefSeq, a predicted model, not a curated record
AUGCCGAAGAAACGUCGAGCGAACGGGAGAAACAAACCCUCCGGGGCCAGAGGACACGUCAAGAGAGUAUUUUGCGAAUCUAGCGGUGCGUUGGUGCCAAAAGACAAAGCCGUGAAGAGGUUCAUCGUUAGAAACAUGGUUGAAUCUGCAGCCAUUCGCGAUCUCCAAGAGGCGUGCGCGUACGAAACGUAUACUUUACCGAAGAUGUACAGAAAGGUGCACUACUCCAUCUCUGCUGCGAUUCACAGCAAAGUCGUGAGAGUGCGAUCCAGAGAGGCGAGAAGAAUCAGAGAACCGCCUCGCAGAGCACCGAGAAAACAAGAGAAGUAA